Cotesia congregata is the source of this 522-nucleotide messenger RNA. NCBI's taxonomy places the organism in Eukaryota, Metazoa, Arthropoda, Insecta, Hymenoptera, Braconidae. The record is from the annotation of a GenBank genome assembly.
UAUUUAUUAAUUAUUAAACUUUUCCAGGGAUCGGAUCCAACAACGAUGGAGCUAUUGAAAAAGAUCCAAAUCCUCCAGAAACGUUUACUUAAAAUGAAUCAACUCGUGAUAUCAAAAAGCAAUAAGAUAAAGGAAAUUGAAAAAUUGUACAUGGAGUUAAGACAAAUUCUUGCGAAGCAGCCAGCCCCGCAAUCAAUAUCUAAUCUCGUUAAGGCUAGAGAGGCUCUGCGAGAAAGAGGCAAGCAGAUGAAGUGCCUAACUGCAGAGCUGAACAUGUGGGAGUGCCGAGCGAACGAGUAUAAAUACGAAGUAGAGAGGCUGAAUAAAGAACUGCGAGAACUAAAGACCAAGUACUUAGCAUUGAAGCGGAAAAGCUCGUCGAAGUCAUUGAAAAGCAGCUGCGGAACUAUCAUAAGCGAUUCGCCGCGAUCAUCAGCUUCGCCAGCUAAUCAAAAAAAAUACUGCGGUGGCGGAUUUACUAUGCUUGUCGCGCCCUCACAAAAUUAUUAUAGCUUAGAAUAA